Molecule: messenger RNA, 3453 nt
Organism: Zophobas morio
Lineage: Eukaryota; Metazoa; Arthropoda; Insecta; Coleoptera; Tenebrionidae
Product: probable multidrug resistance-associated protein lethal(2)03659
Exons: 11
Coding region: 1-3453 (1150 amino acids)
Biological process (GO): transmembrane transport
Cellular component (GO): membrane
Molecular function (GO): ATP hydrolysis activity; ATP binding; ABC-type transporter activity
Source: RefSeq, a predicted model, not a curated record
AUGAACGCGUUUCCAUCGAGUAAGCACCUGAAGGUUUCCUUGACUAACUUAUAUGAAGAGCUCAACCAACCAAUUAAAUACUACGACCUUCCAAUUUUCUUCAAAGGUUACAAAAACAGCCUACAAACCCACGAUUUGUACAAAGUUCUAGACAACUGUCGCUCCAAACAACUAGGAGACGAAUUAGAACAUCAGUGGCAACUCGAGAUUGAUAAAAAAGGAAAACCGUCGAUAUGUCGAGCUUUGUGGAUUUGUUUUGGCAAAACUUUUCUCUGCAUUGGUUUGAUACAACUCGUUUUUAAAUUAGCAACGUCAGUGUGGUUACCAGAAGCUACAUCGAAACUCGUUUCGUACUUCAGUCCAGAUCAAGAAGACUUGACCAGACGCGAUGCCUUUUAUUACGCUUCAGUCGUAAUCGGACUUACCACUUUAAAUUUGUUUUUUUACAACAACUGCAUGCUUGCACUUACUGAGCUUGGAAUACGAGUUAGGACUUCUGUGUGCUCACUUUUGUACCGAAAGUCCUUGAGGCUCACCCCGGAUUCUCUCUCAGAAGUUACAGUUGGGAGAAUUAUCACUGUUAUGACCAAAGACGUUGAUAUUUUCACCGAUUUUUUUUACAACGGGAAUUACGUGUGGAUUCCUCUGGUUCAAACUGUAGUUGUUGGGUACUUAAUCUAUUCGAAAAUUGGAGUCGCUGCUUUUGCCGGAAUUGGGUUCUUCCUCAUCGUUUUACCUCUACAAAUGUUCAUUGCAAAAAUGUCAUACCCGCUUCAUCUCACAAGCAGCAAAAAAACUGACGAAAGACUCGAACUCCUACAAGAAGUCCUUUCCUCUAUCAAAAUUAUCAAAAUGUACACUUGGGAAAUGUUUUUCGAACGCAAAAUCAACACGGCUAGAAAAGAAGAGAUGCACCAACUCGUCAAAUUGUUCAUCACAAAAGUCUGGAUUCUCAUCAUCGGAAGCGUCGGUUCAAAGUUAGCUUUUUUUGUGUUUUUUCUAACGUACGUCUACUUGGGGGACUCUGAAUCAAAAAUAACAGCAGAAAUCGUCUACUACAUCAUGAGCUGCUGUACUGACCUAGAAUUUUCGCUUAGUGUUUUAAUACCAAUAGGACUUUCAUACGCAUCGGAAGCCUACGCCACCACUAAAAGAAUCCAGGACGUUCUAACAGCCAAAGAAUUGCUCCCAAAACAAACGAUAACCGAAACCCAAAAUCCGGAAAUAGUUUUCAGUGGAGUUGACAUCAAAAUUCAGAAGAGAGUGAUUUUGGCGGAUGUAUCUUUCGUUCUAAAGAAGGGUCUGCACGUGAUUUCGGGUCACACAGGUAGCGGGAAAACGACUCUCUUGAAAUUCAUCCUACAGGAGUAUCAAAUGGAGGCAGAAGUCAAAAUAUCUGGAAACAUAUCGUACGCGUCCCAAGAACCCUGGCUUUUUCCUUCAACCAUUAGAAACAACAUUCUCUUUGGCGAAAAAUACUCCGAAGAGCGCUACCAAGAAGUUCUAAGAAUUUGUAACCUAGACUACGACCUAAACUUGCUGCCUGAACGUGAUAACACGAUUGUUGGUGAUCAUGGUAUCAAUUUAAGUAAGGGUCAGCAGACGAGGAUAAACCUUGCAAGGGCUAUAUACAAAGACAGUGAUAUAUACCUACUAGACGAUUGUUUGGCCUCUUUAGACGUUAAUAAAUUCGUUUCAAAAGCUGAUAGCGUGAUUAUGGUAAAUAAAGGGCUAGUCAAAAUUAGUAAAAUGGUGGAGGAAGCAACCGUGGAAUCAAGUGUGGUGAUGGAGACUUCGCCUGAACAGCGAGAAUGUGCACCAAAAGUUGAUAAACAAAUAUAUCACGAAAACAAAAAGUCCGGGAAAGUUAGUUUGAACGAUUAUCAUAAAUAUUUUUCAAGUGGUGGAUAUUUCGCGUUUGGUUUGGUAAUGGCUUUGUUUCUGAGUGCGCAAGGUACAACUAGUUAUGGCGAUAAGCUACUAAGCAACUGGGUGACUUUGGAAGAAAAUCGUUCAAGUUAUGAGGAACUUAAUGAUACGAAGUCUAGUACUUACCAAGCGAUAACCAGCGAAAACACUGGUAAUUUGUACUUGAUCAUUAUCACCGCUACGUCGUCUAUUCUUCUAACGUUGAUCAAAUAUUUGUGCUUUUUUACUUACACGAGGACUGCGUCUAUCAACCUACACAGGGCUAUGGUGCAGGCCGUGGUUCACAGUCCCAUGAGUUUCUUCGACUCCAAUUUCUUAGGGAAUGUUUUAAAUCGGUUUUCCAAAGAUUGUACAACUGUUGACGAAAGUCUCCCUUACGUUCUAUUUGAAUGUUUCACUUUGUUAUUUAUGGCUGCUGGAGGUAUCAUUUUGAUGACAACGGUCAAUAUUGUGUUUUUGAUAGAAUCCGUAUGUCUUCUGAUUUUUGCCUACAUGUUGAAGCAGUUUUGCCAACCCGCUGGACGUGAUUUACACCGACUUAACGUAGCUAGGCAUUUAAACUCAAGUCUGGAAGGUCUCACUACUAUCAGGGCCAGCAACGUCCAAAAACGACUUAUUGAAGAGUUUGAUAAUCACCAGAAUUUGUUCACUUCGGCUAACUACAUGUUCAUGAACUAUCCAAGUGUGGGUGAUGUAGGACUCGCCUUAACUCAGUGUUUCAUGAUAACAGAAAUCAUCAGUACCGGCAUCAAAAAUAUAUCAAGCUGUGAAAAUUAUAUGACUUCAGUGGAAAGAAUUGCAGAGUAUUCGGAAUUAAAAGUAGAAGAUAAGAAAGGUCCGAUUGCGAAAAAUUGGCCAACGGAUGGGAAAAUCCAUUUUGGUGGCGUUUCCUUGACUUACGACAACAAAACCACGUUACACAACAUAAAUUUCACUAUUGAACCUAACGAGAAAGUGGGAAUUGUUGGUAGAACCGGGGCAGGAAAAUCAUCCAUUAUAUCAACUUUGCUACGAAUGUAUCAAACUGAUGGCAAAAUUUCCAUCGACGGUAUUAACAUCCAAGAAGUGUCGCUGCAGUGGCUUAGAUCCCACAUCUCCAUUGUUCCUCAAGAUCCGUUCUUAUUUUCAGGCACAGUUCGUGAUAAUUUAGAUCCUUUAAAACAAUACACAGACGACACUAUAUGGAAAGUCCUGGAGCAACUACACCUCAAAGACUUGAUUGGUGAUCUGAAUAUCAAAAUUGAUAAAAGCUCGAGUUUCAGUGCAGGUCAGAAGCAGUUGUUUUGUCUGGCACGGGCCGCUCUUCGUAAAACCAAGAUUGUGAUCUUGGAUGAAAUUGCAGCUAAUGUUGACAAGGAGACGGAGGAUUUGAUACAAAAAGCAGUCAAGGACUACUUCCAUGCCAAUACUGUGAUAACUAUUACCCAUAAACUAGAGUCAAUUUUGACGUGUGAUAAAGUUCUAGUCUUAGAUAGAGGGUGUAUUAGAGAAUUUGGGCAACCAGCCCAUAAUCAUCGAGUGUAA